Molecule: messenger RNA, 1567 nt
Organism: Aethalodelphis obliquidens (Pacific white-sided dolphin)
Lineage: Eukaryota; Metazoa; Chordata; Mammalia; Artiodactyla; Delphinidae
Gene: FBXO47
Product: F-box protein 47
Exons: 10
Coding region: 131-1495 (454 amino acids)
Molecular function (GO): protein binding
Source: RefSeq, a predicted model, not a curated record
UGUUGCCCUUCAAUGUAUGAACCUCUCCAUUUUAAAAAACAACAGCUCUUCACCGUUUUGAUUUCCUUUCUUCGUUGUCUCUUUUACUUUGUUUUUCUAAUCAGGAUAAAUUCAUGAGAUAAGAAAAAAAAUGGCAUCUAGAGUAAAUACCAGUUUCACUUUGAUUCCCAACCAGAAAUACAGACGUCGUAAUCAUCGAUCCAACCGUUUUUCCAACAUUCUUGACCCAGAUUCUCAGCCCUUAUCAACGCUUGGAAAUUUUAAAGCCUUGCCAUUGGAAAUAUUCCAAAUAAUCUUAAGAUGUUUGUCAGUGAAGGAUAUCAGCGUGCUAAGCAUGGUGUCCAAAACAGUCAGCCAGCACAUUAUUAGUUAUAUCUCAACCUCAUCAGGAAGCAAAAGACUUUUACUACAGGACUUUCAUAACCUUGAGCUGCCUGACAGGAGACAAAACUCCACUAUAUUGGAACACUACAGAUCUCUAGGUCUACUGUUUAAAAGAUGUACAUUGCUGCUACCCACAAAGGAAAGACUGAAGUACAUUCACAAGAUACUCGCAGAAGUUUCCUGUUUUAAAUUUAACGGCUGUGUAACUCCAUUGCAAUGUUUAGGAUUACCAUGUUACGGCAUGUUUUUACAGACCUUAACAGCAGGAUGGGAUGAACUUGAGUGCCAUCGUGUUUAUAACUUCUUAUGUGAGCUGACUAAUCUCUCCCGCAACAUGCAGACAGUUGUCUGCAGCAAACCAGGAAUUGCCACAAAACUGGAGUUAUGGAUCAGACUGUUCUGUAGGAACGUUUUUCUUGAUCCUUGGACCCGUCGAAGUGAUUCUGCAUUUUGGUUGACGUGCAUAUUAAAACCAUGGCCAAUGGUGAAUCAGGCAAGAUUACUGUAUAUCAUCUUCGGACCAGUAGCUCCUCAAGAUGGACAGGUGGUUUGGCAGAAAAUGAUAGAAGGACCUGCAGAUGAACCCAGUCUGAAAGGUUUGGCUGAUGCCAUUAAAUUACUGUAUGAUACAGGCACCAAAGAAUGGACAGCAGAUGAUGUUAUCAGUCUUGUAGAUGAACUAUCAGUGGUUCCCCGUGAGUGGCUUCUAGAGAAUAAUGCACAUCUCCUAAUCCUAAGUGGGAACAGCGUCUGUUUCACUUUCAUGGCUAGUAAAGCUAUGAAUGGACGGGCCAUUGAACUGGCAAGGCUGAUAGUCUUUUUGGCUUUGGUAUGUGAGAAAGAACUAUACUGCAUGGAUUGGGCAGUUAAAAUGAUGCAAAAAGUCUGUAAAGUCUUUAGCACUCCAGUGGAAAGAAAUAACUUCCUCCAGAGUGUGGCAAAUGCAUUUGCGUAUGUGAUAAUGGAAAUGCUACAAUCAGUUCUGUCUGGUGAGUAUGCAUACCAUGAUGAAGACAACAGAAGCUUUCUGAAUUUGUUCCAUCUUGUGCAUGCUCAGGCUAACUUCCAUAAGGAGGUCCUGUGUUUGACCAUGAAUACUCUCUCUACCUAAAUACUCAGAAAGCCUUGCAUUCAGAAAAUAACUCAGUGAACUAACUAUUAGAAGAGUGCUAAUUUUCCACAC